Messenger RNA from Gongylonema pulchrum, 231 nucleotides. The record is from the annotation of a GenBank genome assembly. NCBI's taxonomy places the organism in Eukaryota, Metazoa, Nematoda, Chromadorea, Rhabditida, Gongylonematidae.
AUCCGUGCAAAUAUUCCGUGCUAUCUGGAUGAUGUUUCAUGCGGACGUCCAUGUAGCAAAGAGCUACCAUGUGGUGUGCAUUAUUGCAAGCGAAUUUGCCAUCCCGGUCCAUGUUUGGCGAACAAUGCACCGUGUCAGCAGCCGUGUACUGUCCGGAGAUUCGGAGAGGCCUGUGAUCACAUCUGCGGCCUACCAUGCCAUGGCAACACACCGUGCCCCAAAAGGUUGAAG